Messenger RNA from Aspergillus welwitschiae, 3151 nucleotides. Its product is annotated as MCM DNA helicase complex subunit MCM4. Gene Ontology annotation, cellular component: MCM complex; nucleus. Gene Ontology annotation, biological process: double-strand break repair via break-induced replication; DNA replication; DNA strand elongation involved in DNA replication. The coding region runs from base 11 to 2887 and encodes 958 amino acids. The record is from RefSeq and is a predicted model, not a curated record. The transcript is spliced from 5 exons. Gene Ontology annotation, molecular function: single-stranded DNA binding; ATP binding; single-stranded DNA helicase activity. NCBI's taxonomy places the organism in Eukaryota, Fungi, Ascomycota, Eurotiomycetes, Eurotiales, Aspergillaceae.
CUCCUCCCCCAUGUUCUUCCAAUCCUCCCCCAUGAAGGGGGACAGCAGCAGCGCAGAGACCCCCGAUAUUCGAAUGGACGAACCGAGCUCCCCCGUAAGAGCUUCCUCCACAAUGGACGAUGGCGAAACUACGCCACGAGGAAACGGUGUAGCUGCCCUACGAGACUCAUCCCCCAUCCGAUAUGUCUCCAGCUCCAGUCCUACCCGUUCCCUAGGUCGCCAAGCAGGUCGCUCAGACAUUCCCAGCAGCAGUAGUGGCUUGUUUGUCUCAUCGCGCUCCAACGCCGAUGGUCACCGGGGCACCUCUCGUCGCAAUGACCUUCAUUCGGGAGGGUUUGGAUCGACCCCCAGUCGCCGCCGCAGGAUCUUCGUUGACGCCAACGGCAUGCCUACUGCCGAUGGCGAACCGCAGUCUGAUGCGACCUUCUCCAACAUUCACCCGGAUACCUCAGAGGCUGAGGCCUUGGGUGGCAGCUCCACCCGCGUGAUUUGGGGUACCAACAUUUCCAUCCAAGAUUCCAUGUCCGCCUUCAAGAACUUCCUCUAUAACUUCGCCACCAAGUAUCGACUGUGGGCCGAUGGAGCUACGGAAGAUGAGACUCGCAUCAUGGGAAAUACCGCAGAAAAAAGAGAGUACAUCACCAUGCUCAACACGAUGCGUCAGCUCGGUGUCACCAAUCUCAACCUCGAUGCAAAGAAUCUCAAGGCAUACCCAUCGACACAGAAGCUGUGGCAUCAACUUCACGCAUACCCCCAAGAAAUCAUUCCUCUGAUGGAUCAAACUGUCAAGGAUGUGAUGGUUGAGCUGGCAGGCAAGGAAAUGCAGCGCCAGCGGGCUCAUGCUCGUUCCAACCACACCAGGGAUCUCAGCUCGGCUCCCGCCGUGCCCAGCUCUGAUGCGCUUAUGAGCGAUGCUGCUCGGGCUCCUCCGGCAGAGAUCCAGGACCUCGUCCAGGAAGUCGAGUCCAACGCCUACAAGGUCAUGCCUUUCGGUCUUGACUCUACCGUUAACAUGAGAGACCUUGAUCCUGCUGAUAUGGACAAGUUGGUGAGCAUCAAGGGUCUAGUGAUCCGGGCCACGCCCAUCAUCCCAGACAUGAAAGAAGCCUUCUUCCGCUGCCAGAUUUGCAACCACAGUGUUCAGGUCGAUAUUGACCGUGGUCGUAUUGCGGAACCCACUGUCUGUCCUCGUCAAGUCUGCCAAGCCAGAAACUCAAUGCAGAUUAUUCACAACCGCUGUGCUUUUGCCGACAAGCAGGUAAUCAAGCUGCAAGAAACCCCCGAUAACAUCCCUGAUGGCCAGACCCCUCACUCGGUUUCCCUCUGCGUGUACGACGAACUUGUUGAUGUCUGCAAGGCCGGUGACCGCGUGGAGGUAACUGGUAUCUUCCGAUGCAACCCGGUUCGGAUCAACCCCCGCCAGCGGACACAGAAGACGCUUUUCAAGACCUACGUCGAUGUUCUGCACGUCCAGAAGAUCGAUCGCAAGAAGAUGGGUAUCGAUGUGUCGACCGUUGAGCAAGAGUUGUCGGAGCAAGCAGCUGGUGAGGCCGAGCAGACGCGAAAGAUCACUGCCGAGGAGGAGGAGAGAAUCAAGCGCACCGCCAGCCGACCCGAUGUGUACGAGCUUCUCUCUCGAUCCCUGGCGCCCAGUGUCUACGAGAUGGAUGAUGUCAAGAAGGGCAUUCUGCUGCAGAUGUUUGGCGGCACCAACAAGACGUUCCAGAAGGGCGGUAACCCACGCUACCGUGGCGACAUCAACAUUCUUCUGUGCGGUGAUCCAUCUGUCGCCAAAUCUCAGCUACUCCGAUAUGUUCACAAGAUCGCGCCCCGCGGUGUCUACACCAGCGGCAAAGGUUCAUCUGCCGUUGGUCUUACGGCCUAUGUGACCCGCGAUCCUGACACCAAGCAGAUGGUUCUCGAGUCCGGUGCUUUGGUUCUCUCGGACGGCGGUAUUUGCUGCAUCGACGAAUUUGAUAAAAUGAAUGAAUCGACGCGCUCCGUUCUACACGAAGUGAUGGAGCAGCAAACCGUGUCCGUUGCCAAGGCAGGUAUCAUUACCACCUUGAACGCUCGCACCAGUAUCCUUGCCUCUGCGAACCCCAUCGGCAGCAGAUACAACCCGAACCUCCCGGUCCCGCAGAAUAUUGACCUACCUCCCACCCUGCUGUCUCGAUUUGACUUGGUUUAUCUUAUGCUCGACCGGACAGAUGAACAGGAGGAUCGUCGCCUGGCCAAGCACCUUGUCAACAUGUACCUGGAGGACAAGCCCGACAACGCAAGCAGUGAAGAGAUCUUGCCCGUCGAGUUCCUCACGGCCUACAUCACGUACGCUAAAACCAAGGUGCACCCCGUGCUUACCCCUGCUGCCGGAAAAGCGCUCUCCGAUGCGUAUGUUGCUAUGCGCAAGCUUGGAGAUGAUAUCCGGUCAACAGAUCGCCGUAUUACCGCCACUACGCGUCAGCUGGAGUCCAUGAUCCGACUGUCGGAAGCCCACGCACGCAUGCGCCUCUCGUCAGAGGUGACGGCCGAUGACGUCGAAGAAGCCGUGCGCCUCAUCCGGUCGGCCAUCAAGCAGGCCGCGACGGACUCCCGCACCGGUCUCAUCGACAUGGGCUUGCUCACCGAGGGCACCAGUGCUAGCGAGAGACGCAACCGGGAAAUGAUCAAGCGCGGUGUGCUUUCCGUGGUGGAUGAACUGGCCGGAUCAGGCGGCUCAGCUCGGUGGGCUGAAGUCUUCAGACUUCUGAACGAGCAGAGCAGCGCUCCCUUGGAUAGCAACCAAUUUAGCGAGGCAAUCUACGCUUUGCAAAACGAAGGCAUCGUGAAUGUCAUUGGUGAGGGUGCGCGGAGGAGCAUCCGGCGCAGUGCACAAGCAAUUGCCUGAUCUCUCUCCUGCCUCAACGGUGGACUAGCUGAUGAGAUACGAUGCCAUGGAAAUACAUAAUUACUGGAUGGGUGCGAGUUUCAUUUAUUUCUUUCCCUAUUUCUUCCUCACAUGUCAAGGGAAGACGGUGUCUGGUGUUGGGGUCGAUCGAUAUACGUAUUGCAACAGAAGAAUAACUAUGAAUGUAUCUGUCUAACGGGCAUCAUCACGGGGUUUCUAGUAACCACAUGCAAAGGAAUAUAAUUGGACAUGAUUAGUCUCUCG